Molecule: messenger RNA, 1487 nt
Organism: Aphidius gifuensis
Lineage: Eukaryota; Metazoa; Arthropoda; Insecta; Hymenoptera; Braconidae
Gene: geko
Exons: 4
Coding region: 710-1225 (171 amino acids)
Source: RefSeq, a predicted model, not a curated record
GUUUCCGUCUAACUUUCACUGACUGCCAUAAUGGUGGUCACCAGUUUAGCUCCAACUUGACGUUGUUCAAAACCAUUCACAGUGAUUCUUUGGUACCGGUAGGCUACGGAUCCAACCCAGUCUCUAGUAUUGUAAUUUUAUAUUUUAUUAAUUAUUAAUUCAUUAUAUUCUUCAUUUUUUUAUAAAAAAAAUAUAAUAGAUUAAAAUUUUGUUGAGCAACAAUGCUGUGAUAAAUUUUAAUCAAUGUUAUAUUUUUUUUUAAAUAGUUGAAAUUUCAUUAACCCAUUUGACCCUCGUGUUUAUGUAUGAGAUGAUCGUAUAAAAAAUAAAUAAAUAAAUAAUUUUUUGUGAAUUUACGUCACCACAUUUGCUUUUGUGUAAACUAAAAAAAAAAAAAAAUUUUAAAUUGUAUCAGUAGUCAGUCAGUCAGUCGUGUUUGUGACACCAAAUUGAGUGUGCAUUGUUGAAUAAUAAUUAAUGCUCAAUAUUAAAGUUACUGUCAUCAUGAUCAACAUCAAGUUUUACUUAAAAUUCUAAAUAGUGAUAAUUGUAUUAAUUUUCUUUUUUUUUUUUUUAUCAAAACAAUUGUUUUAUAAACACAAAAUAUAGGUAUUUUUAUUUUUGCUUAUUAUUUUUACAAUCCAAGUGGGAAAGUAUAAAUCAUUUUGAGUUGAUAUUUUUGUUACUGAAAAAUAAAUAACAAAGCAAAAUGGUUGUUGACACUGGCACUGUACGUUUGGUUAUUUUUAUUGGAAUGUUUCUGGUUUUUGCUGGUGAUUAUACAACAUUGAUAAACAAAGUAUUUGGAAAUGGCAUGGUGUCAAAUAAUUCAACAUUUGGAACACUUCAAGGGCCACCAAAACAUAAUACAGAAAAAAUAUCAUUGAUGGCAGCAACAAAAGAAAUUGAUUCCAAUGAUGUUUUAUCUCGUAAAGCAAAAAUGAUGAUGACAAUUAAAACAGCUUGUUUACCAAAACUUAUUUGUGAACUCACAUCAUCACCGCAUCAGGAUCAACUGAGUGAAAUGGAAAAAUCCUUGCUCAAUUUAAUCAGAGAUACAAGUUUGACGACAAUGGCGGAAGUGGCAUCAAGAUACCAUUUUGCAGCUCAUAUAGGUCAACUUAUCAACGGUAUUGAGGGUCAAGGCUGUCAUAAUUUUUAUCCAACUUGCCCUUUGCCACGUUCAAGUGUACUCAAUAUGAUGAAAAAAAUACGACUUCGUUGAAAAUAGUUAUGAUAAAAAAAUUUAAAAAUUAUUAGUUUCAUUGUGAUUAUUCGAAAAUAAAAAAUAAAUAAAUAACCACAUUCACUGCGAGUGAAGAAUCUCAUGAUAAUAAUAAUCUUUAUCUAAACUAUUUGUCUGUCUAAUGACGAUUAUAGAGAUAAAAAAAAAAAUGAAGAGUAAUGAGAAAUCUCAUAAAUUGCUUGACGUAUCUGUGAUAUCGUAUAAUUGAAUUAGAAAAAUUGCACAAAACUAAACAAAGUGU